Camelus dromedarius (Arabian camel) is the source of this 2420-nucleotide messenger RNA. It is a transcript of the gene MIMS1, whose product is annotated as family with sequence similarity 210 member A. The coding region runs from base 173 to 994 and encodes 273 amino acids. Lineage: Eukaryota; Metazoa; Chordata; Mammalia; Artiodactyla; Camelidae. The record is from RefSeq and is a predicted model, not a curated record. Gene Ontology annotation, cellular component: mitochondrion. The transcript is spliced from 4 exons.
CGGAGGCGGGGUCGCCUGGGCCCGCGGCUUCCGGGGCCCGGCGCCUCGCUCGGCUGCUCGCUCUGGACAGUGACGCGGCGGGGCUCCAAGCGGCCCGUGCGGACGGAGCGGCGGCGCCCUCGCGCCCUGAGUCUCUGUAGAAGCUGAAAUCCAUCAAACUCCAUUCUUCAAAAUGCAAUGGAACGUACCAAAGACUGUAUUCCACCUGGCACGUAGGACAUGCAUGGAGCCACAUAAAGCCAGUUUUCUUGGACACUGUCAAAACUCAGAGGGACCAUUAUUUUUGUAUAACUCGGGAUCCAGAGUGGUUUGGGUACAAGGCCCUCAGAAACAGUGGCUGCACUUAUCUGCUGCCCCGUGUGUUGCGAAGGAAAAGAAGCCAUUCGUUGCUCAUCCACCCCAAUCACGGGUCCAUCACCGUAAACAGUGGGACCGAGAGACCUUACCCAAGAGGAGUCUGUCAUCCACCGCCACGCCCCCGGGAACUCCCUCGGAAAAAAAGGAGGAACCUGACCCUUUACAAGACAGAUCUAUUAGUCUUUAUCAACGAUUUAAGAAAACAUUUAGACAAUAUGGGAAAGUGUUGAUUCCAGUGCAUCUAAUAACUUCUGGAGUUUGGUUUGGAACAUUUUAUUAUGCAGCCAUAAAAGGAGUGAAUGUCGUUCCUUUUCUAGAACUUAUUGGGUUACCUGACAGCGUAGUAAACAUUCUGAAAAAUUCCCAGAGUGGAAACGCACUGACAGCAUACGCCCUGUUUAAGAUCGCAACGCCUGCCCGGUACACAGUGACUUUGGGGGGCACGUCCUUCAUGGUGAAGUAUCUGCGCAGCCGCGGCUACAUGUCGACGCCACCUCCAGUGAAGGAGUAUUUGCAGGACCGGAUGGAGGAGACCAAGGAGCUCCUCACGGAGAAGAUGGAGGAGACCAAGGACAGGCUCACUGAGAAACUGCAAGAAACCAAGGGAAAGGUUUCCUUUAAGAAAAAAGUGGAAUAGCGUGCCUUAUGUAGCAGGUUAGACACUUACACACUUUACCCUUGGGAGGAUGUGGACAAAGAUACACACACCUGAGAUUUUUGGUUAGCAGCCCAGAUACAGCAGCUCUCUGAGGGUUAAAGAACUAAGAUAAGGUUGUAAAGGUGAACAUCACGAGAAGAAUCAGGGGUUUUUGAAAAGAAAGAGUGGACCCCGAAUAAGAGUUCCACACCAGGGGCGGCGUCGAGAGCUGGCUGAGGGCCCGUGUCUCCUGCAUCAGCUCUUCUCCGUCCUCCAGUUGUCCUUGCUGCUUCGCAGCUGCAGCUGCGGUUCACGCGGUGGAGGUGCGGACUCCUUGUGUCACCGGUGUUGCCAUGGAGUUCACGCUGGGCCUCCCUGAUGUUCAUUGAGGUGUCAACUGUAUGCAGUUCUCAGAAUGGAGACAGUAUUAUCAUCAGAACUACCUGUGAAUAAGAGGAUAGUGAGUCUAUGAAAACAGUGUAUAACAGUUAGAUACCACUCAGUGUGGACUUCUAAUGAGGAAAGCUGAGUCAUGUAUUUGUAAAUAAGAUGUAUUGGUUAUACGUAAAUGAAAAAAUCGACCCUCUGAAAAUGAUUUUUACCUGAAGCUUGUCAUAAUCAAAUUUUUAAGCAAAUCUGUCACCGUCACACUUUCUCACCCAGAACAUAAGACUCUUACUUGUGCAUCAUGUCUAACUGAGCUGAGUUCUCAGAGGAACAGGGGAAAUCAUUACACCUUAAGUUUACGGCUGAGCAGCGCCCAGAGCACUGCUGGUUUGGGGGCCGGGACCCCGCUGCUGCCCGGAAGGCCAUGGUCUCCACCAGCCGCAGAGUCAGGUUUAAGGCUGUAGCUGCUGCUUUCCCCUUGAAUUGAAACAUCCUUACUUGAGCAUUUUACUUGAAUUUUUUUAAUAACAAAGGUAUCACUUAAUGACCUGUUUGGAAAGAAGUUCAGUUGUGAGAAGCGUGUUUGAGGGCUGUUCGUGUUCACUUUCUCCUCUGCCUCUUCUUCAGUCCUGACCUUGAGUGGACACCAAGGAGGGAGUGCCUCUUUCCAGACUGCCGUUGUUGAGAAUGUCGGGGGCUGCCAGGACCCAUCCCGCAGGCUCACUGCUGUUUGGCAGGGGUUUUGUGUUAAAUACUUACUUUGGCCAAAUUGAGAGAAUACUUUAAAGGGAAAAAAAACGUUUACAUUUGAUCCAUCUAAUCAUUAUGCUGGAGCACUUUUUAAAUGGAUUUGGACUCUUCCUUCUCUUGGUGGUCAGGGCAGGCCUGAUGAGGCAGAGCGGUUUGUCUCCUAAUACAGAUCGAGUGCGUGAUUUCACGUUAGCAGCACGUUUUCAGACCUAAAAACAGUGAACAUGUUCUAGCUUGUUUAUCAAAUAAAUCGCAUUUUUGCCGAUAUUAAAUGCUAAGAUACUAACCA